AUGGAACUCGAAGAAAGAUUUCAAAUAUUUGAAAAAGACGAGAAAAAGAAAGUGUUAAUUGUUAUAAUCAAUGCACGAAUUAUUCAACAACGUUUACAUAUUCCAUACGUACGACAAUUAAUUGAUAAAACCGAAUAUUCAUGCAAUGUACUCAAUAAAAAACAAGAUAAAUAUUUUCUCAUGUUGAUACAUUCACCAGCUCAAGAACAAUAUCAUCAAUCAUCUUUUCCAUCAAUUUUCUUACAUAAUUGGGAUUUUUAUUUCUUUGAUAGUUGUGCACCAGGUAGUGCAUUUCAUCUUCAAAAAAUGUUACAAAUUCUAUCAUCAACUUCCGAUCAACAACAACAACAAGAAUCAUUCGAUAAUACUGUAUGUGAUUUAAAUAUAUUAUUCGAUGAUUGUUUAUGGGAUUUUUGUUCACGAAUUCAAAUAGCUCUACAAGAAUUACCAGCAGAUAUGUUUAAAAAUAAAUUAGCUUAUGAAUUUUAUAAACGUCAAACAAAUACAUUACGAUGUGUACAAUGUUUAAAACAAAUUCUUCAACAAUCAAGGCAAUUACAAAAUCGUAUUGUUACUAUUUAUCAUGAUAAUUUAUCAAAUAAAAAAGAAUCAUCAAAAAAAAUUUAUAAUUUAAUUUAUCAAAUAUCAAAAGAUAUUAUAUGUGGUAAACGAUUUGAUGGUCUUGUUGAAUCUAUUCAAUCACAAACUCGUAUUUCAUUUACAAAUUUUGUUUCAAAUGUAUUUAAAUUUAUUGUUAAUGAUUAUGGUUUAGAAACUUUAUUAACAUUAUCAAAUAUAACAAAUGGAUAUGAUUCAAUGUUAGAAUUAAUCGAUUAUUCUUCAUUUGCAAUAGUUGAUAAUAAUAAAGAUAAUAUUUCUUCAACAAAUCAAAGCAUAUUUCAACUUGUUACUCAUUAUACUUGUAUUCCACAAACUCCACUCUAUUAUUUAUUUCAUCAACGAAUUAAAUCUUGUGCUGAAGAUAUCAAACUAACACGAAUUCUUAAACAAACCGAACAAAAAGAACAAGAUGAUGUUCCUCGUCAACAUUAUUAUGCAGUUCCAUCAGUGACUACAAUGGAUUAUAAUUAUGAUGAUGAAAAUCAAACGACUGAAUAUACAUUUGAACAAUUUCGAUAUGAAUUAAUAAAAUCAAUUUUAAAUGAUAAAAUAUUAACUGAUAUUAUUAAUGAACAUAUACUUAAUUCUUAUUCAAAUGAUCUUGUUCGAACUUUUUGUACAAUUGUAGAGAAAAAUUUUGAUGAAAAUCUUAUUCAAUGUCAAAAAACAAUCGAAUUUGUUUCACGUUGGUUAUUACUCGUUGAUGAUAAUGAUCAACAAUCUUUAGAAGAAUCUUCGAAUAAAUAUGUUUGGCUUCUUGCUCAUGUUUAUACAUCAUUUGAAUAUGAUCAAAAUGAUCUCUUUUCUUUGUAUUCAGCUUGUCGAAUUACAGAUCGACUCGAUUCAAAACAAUCAUUUUAUGAUAAUCUAUUACUCGAUAAUCAUGUAACACGUUCAGAAGUACGUGAAAAAUUAUUUCGAUUUAUGUUUGAUAAUUUAUGGAAAAAUCUUUGUGAAUUAUGUUCAAAUAAUAACACAAGUGAAACAUGGAUGCAUAUUUAUACAUUUAUUUCAAAAUAUUAUCCAUCAGAUAAAGUUCUACAACGUACACAACUUAUUGAAAUAAAAGAACAAAUUGAAUUUAUGAAUUUAGCAUAUUUUAUUCUUAUCAAUGAUAAUAUUCCUCAAGCAAAAGAACUUGUAUCAAAUCUAUUGAAAGACAUACAUCUUGUUCAUAUUAAUAAUAAUAAUAUUCUAAAUAGAAAUCAAGGAAAAUCUUUUUAUUUAAAAUUAUUACCGAAGAUAAUUGAUUCUAUUGAGUUAUAUUUCGAAAAUAAAAAUAUUAAUAAUUCAACAUUAAUGAUUGAUAUACAACAAUGGAUAAUUUCAAUGUUAAAAUCAUCUACAGAAUCAUGUAAAGAAGAAAUCGAAAAUCUUUUUCAAGGUUUAAAUAAAUCAACAUAUCGAUUAUCAUUACCUAUGAAACAACUUUUAUUUGAUAAAUUAGCUAGUUUAUAUGUUGAAUCUAUACGACAUAAUAGAAUAACAUUCGAUUGUUGGGAACGUCUUAUAAUACUUUUACCAUUGAUUAUCGAAUGUCUACAAGAUGAUAAUCAUCUUGAAGAUUAUCAAUUACCAUAUCAUCCAUCAAUACUUACUAAUGAUAAUCAACGACAACCAUUAAUUGACUUAUUCUUUUUUCAUCUUCAACGAUAUUUUAAUGAUGAAACAAUUAAAUGCGAAUUAGUAAAUAAAAUUAUGCAAUCAAAGUUACAAAAUAUGAGAAUAAAACGUCCAAAAUCGGCUGCUGAAAUCUUCAAAAAAUUAAAAGAUUAUUUUCUAUUACGAUUAACUGCUUUAUUAUUAUGUCAAACAGAUGUAUCUCCUGAUGAUCAACGAAUAAUUAGUCGUAUUACAUUAGCAAUCAUUAAUACAUACUUAUCCGUUGAUCGAGAAACAAUUCAACUUAAUCAAUAUCUUCAAAUAUUUCUCUCAACUAUUAUAUCUAAACGAUCAUGGAAUUUUCUUUUCAAUUUAUUAAAAUCAGAUCAUAUACAACGUCUUAAUAGUCAAUGGGCAACUACUCUAUCUCAUCUAUUAGGAAUGAAACAAACAAUAGAAAAUAAUAAAUAUCUUCAAUUAUGUCAUCAAAUACAAUUUACAUUAUCAACAAAUAAUACUUCAUCAAUAUUUCCAAAAUUACAUCAAUCAUAUGAACAACUUAAACAUAUUUUAAAGAAUUGUGUUAAAGAAAAUCUCGAUGAACAACGAUGGAAAAAUCUAUCAGAUUGGAUUCUAUUAAAACAAAAUAUGAAUCCACCAGAUUUGAACUUAAAAGAAAUAAAAGUAAUGUCAUUAUUAAAUAUCUAUUAUGAUUAUUAUUGUAAUAAUCAAUUGACAUGUCUUAAUACACUAUUAGAAUUUAUCGAAAAUAAAUUAGAACCAUUACAAGAAGAAUUAAGAGUAUUUCGUGUUAUUUUGCAACCUGAACAGUUUAUGAUUGGAUAUCCAAGAGAAAAUGAUAAUGUUGAAAAAAAUUUUCUUAAUAAUUUAUUCACAAUUAAUUGUCAAGAUGAAGAUGAAUUAUGUAUUCGUCAUUCACUUGUUAAUCUCAUGGCUAUGAUUCUUAUGGGUGGAAAACAAUCAUUCCUAUGGACAUUUGCAUUUCAUCCAUUGACAUUACAGAAUACAUUUGGUUUUGGAUCAACAGCACAUCAAAUCAUUCAAAGCAAUGGUGUACAUUAUGAUUGUGGUUGUAUUAUAACACAAAAUGGAGAUUUAAUGCAAUUCGAGCGAACACAUACAAGUGCACUCAAUGUACCAGCUGUUUAUGUUGCAAAUUUCUCAACAUUUGGUGCUUUAGCUUGGCAUUUAUUAUUAUUUAACGANAAUAAUCAAAAUCAUGAUACAUGGUUAUGUGCUUAUACAUUUAUUUCAAAAUAUUAUCCAUCUGAAAAAGUUUUACGUAGUACACAAUUAUAUAGUAUUAAAAAUCAAAUUGAAUUUAUGAAUUUAGCUUAUUUGAUAUUUUUAAAUGAUACAAUACAUGAACCACAUAAAUUAAUAUCAAUUUUACUUACAGAAACAAACAGGAAUCGAGAAUCUGUUUGUUUAAGACUAUUACCAAAUAUGACAGAUAUCAUUGAUCAAUAUUUAAAAAAUAAGAAUAUUGCCAAUUCAACAUUAUUUAUCGAUCUUCAACAAUGGACAAUAACUAUCUUAAAAUCAAUAAAACAAUUACCUAAAGAAGAUAUUUAUUUUCUGUUAAAAUAUAUCGAUACAUCAACUUGUUCAUUCUCUAUUGCAAUGAAACAAUUUUUAUUCGAUGAAUUAAUUAACAUACUUCUUCAAAUUGAAGAUAGAAAUAAACAAAAUUUUGAUAUAUGGGAUAGAUUUAAAAUGAUUCCACAAUUACUUGAAUGUGUAUCAAAUGUUAAUCUUAUUGAAAAUUAUAAAAUACCUUAUCAUCGAUCAAUAUUUUCUGAUGAUGAAAAUGACAUACAAAUAAGACAAGUAUUAUUUGAUUUGUUUUUCUUUCAUCUUAGACGUCAGAUAACUAAUGAGAAUAUUACAACGUCUCUUAUUAAUAAGGGAAUGCUAUUGAAAGUACCAAUAAUUCAAAAUCAGCGUUUAAAACCAAUAGGAGAAAAUCUUUUCAAACAACUGAAAGAUUAUCUUCGAGUAAGAAUGCUUGCUUUCUUGCUAUGUGACAUAAACUUGAAUCAUAAUGAAUUAAAUGAAUUUGAUCGUAUCAUGUCAACUAUCAUAACAGAAUUUUUAUUAACAGAUGACCAAGCAACAAAGUUUAAUAAUUAUCUUCAACUUUUUCUAUCUACAAUCAUAUUGAAACGAUCAUGGAAUUAUCUUUUACAUUUGUUAAAUUCAGACCAUAUUAAACGUUUAAAUAAUCAAUGGGCAGCAAAUUUAUAUCGUUUACUUGAAUUAAAGCAAACACAAAGACAAAAUAAAUAUUUACAGUUGUGCCAUCAAAUUCAAUUUACAAUAUCUCCAAACAAAGAGUCGUCAAUAUUUCCUGAACUUCAUCAACCAUAUGAAGAUUUAAGAAAAAUUAUUGAUAUUUGUGUUAAAAGUAAUAAUGAAGAAAAUUCAUGGGAACCUUUUUCUGAUUGGAUUCAAUCAAAAAUCAAUGCUGAUCCAGUUCAAUUACAGCUAAAAGAAAUUAAAGUAAUGCUAUUAUUGAUUAUUUAUUAUGAAUAUUAUUGUAAUAAUCAAUUAUCGUCCAUAAAUACACUAUUAGAAAUGAUUCAAAAUACUAUACAAUUAUCAUCUGAAGAAUUACGAUUAUUUCGUGUUUUCAUAAGCCCUGAACAAUUUAUGAUUGGAUAUGCAAGAGAUAAUAAUACUGCUGAUAAGAAUUUCCUUAAUGAUUUGUUCAAACUUGAUUGUAAUGAUGAGUGCGAUUUAUCUUUACGUCAUAAGCUUGUAAAUCUUAUGGCAANCAAGCAAAAGAACUUAAAUCAAGGAAAAUCUCUUUAUUUAAAAUUAUUACCGAAGAUAAUUGAUUCUAUUGAACAAUAUUUCGAAAAUAAAAAUAUUAAUAAUUCAACAUUAAUGAUUGAUAUACAACAAUGGAUAAUUUCAAUGUUAAAAUCAUCUACAGAAUCAUGUAAAGAAGAAAUUGAAAAUCUUUUUAAAGGUUUAAAUCAAUCAACAUAUCGAUUAUCAUUGCCUAUGAAACAACUUUUAUUUGAUAAAUUAGCUAAUUUAUAUGUUGAAUCUAUACGACAUAAUAGAAUAAUAUUCGAUUGUUGGGAACGUCUUAUUAUACUUUUACCAUUGAUUAUUGAAUGUCUAGAAGAUGAUAAUCAUCUUGAAAAUUAUCAAUUACCAUAUCAUCCAUCAAUACUUACUAAUGAUAAUCAACGACAACCAUUAAUUGAUUUAUUCUUUUUUCAUCUUCAACGAUAUUUCAAUGAUGAAAUAAUCAAAUGUGAAUUAGUAAAUAAAAUUAUGCAAUCAAAGUUACAAAAUAUGAGAAUAAAACAUCCAAAAUCGGCUGCUGAAAUAUUCAAAAAAUUAAAAGAUUAUUUUCUAUUACGAUUAACUGCUUUAUUAUUAUGUCAAACAGAUAUAUCUCCUGAUGAUCAACGAAUAAUUAGUCGCAUUACAUUAGCAAUCAUUAAUACAUACUUAUCUGUUGAUAGAGAAACAAUUCAACUUAAUCAAUAUCUUGAAAUAUUUCUCUCAACUAUUAUAUCUAAACGAUCAUGGAAUUUUCUUUUCAAUUUAUUGAAAUCAGAUCAUAUACAACGUCUUAAUAAUCAAUGGGCAAAUACUCUAUCUCAUCUAUUAGGAAUGAAACAAACAAUACAAAAUAAUAAAUAUCUUCAAUUAUGUCAUCAAAUACAAUUUACAUCAUCAACAAAUAAUACUUCAUCAAUAUUUCCAACAUUACAUCAAUCAUAUGAACAACUUAAACAUAUUUUAAAGAAUUGUGUCAAAGAAAAUCUUGAUGAACAACGAUGGAAAAAUCUAUUAGAUUGGAUUGAAUUAAAACGAAAUAUGAAUCCAUCAGAUUUGAAUUUAAAAGAAAUAAAAGUAAUGUUAUUAUUAAAUAUCUAUUAUGAUUAUUAUUGUAAUAAUCAAUUGACAUCUCUUAAUACACUAUUAGAAUUUAUCGAAAAUACAUUAGAACUAUUACCAGAAGAAUUAAAAGUAUUUCGUGUUAUUUUGCAACCUGAACAAUUUAUGAUUGGAUAUCCAAGAGGAGGAAAUGAUAAUGUUGAAAAAAAUUUUCUUAAUAGUUUAUUUACAAUUAAUUGUCAAGAUGAAGAUGAAUUAUGUAUUCGUCAUUCACUUGUUAAUCUCAUGGCUAUUAUUCUUAUGGGUGGAAAACAAUCAUUCCUAUGGACAUUUGCAUUCCAUCCAUUGACACUACAGAAUACAUUUGGUUUUGGAUCAACAGCACAUCAAGUCAUUCAAAGCAAUGGUGUACAUUAUGAUUGUGGUUGUAUUAUAACACAAAAUGGAGAUUUAAUGCAAUUCGAAAGAACACAUGCAAGUGCACUCAAUGUACCAGCUGUUUAUGUUGCUUAUUUUUCAACAUUUGGUGCUUUAGCUUGGCAUUUAUUAUUAUUUAACGAAUCUGUUCAAAAUCUACACGGUCCCAUAUUAGCAACACAUGCAGUUGCUGAUGAUACAGCUGUAUGUCGUCUUGCAGGUAACAAUGAUCGCACAAAAGUGUGUCAUUUUGUUCGUGCUCGAUUACUAUCAACAUUCAAUUUUCUAUCAAUUCGUUCGAAUCAAGAUGAUGCAUGUAUUCUAUUAAAUCGUUGCUUAGAACAAAUGGCUUUUCUAACUAUUAAUCAUCAACAAGCAGAAAAUUCUUGGAUUAAACCUAUUUUUCAUACUUUGAAUGAUGAAUUAAAAGCUGAACAAGCAUAUCAAAAUCAAGUUUUCUAUUUUGUUCAUGAAAAAUUAAUAGAAUAUAAAGCCUAUGUUAAUCAAUUAAAUUUACAAUCACAAAUUCAAACAAAUCUACAAGAUUUUAUAAAUCAAAUGCCAAUUACCAUUCAAUUUCUACAUUUUAAAACCGAAUUACAUAAUCCUAUUCAUUCAGAAUUACCAUUAAAAAUCUUACGACAUGUACUUGAUUCAAUGGAUUUUCUCAAGAUAAUGAAAUGGAUUUAUGAUCUUAGUCAAUUUUAUCUUCUUCUACAUCAGACUUAUACUCAAUUAAUUGAACAAGAUGAAUUUCAUAAAAUAACAUUAGAAGAAUUAUAUAAUCGAGGUCAAAAACAUUACAAUGAACCACAUCAAUUUCAAUAUUAUCAUAGAAAUAAUAAUUAUUCGUUGAUUAUUGAUAAGGGAAUCGAAGCUGUCAAUGCCUAUCAUAGUUUUACUGAUGGUCUCAUUCGACCAGGUGCUUGUGAUCAAACUCAACGCUUCACUAAAAUUACACGUCAAACACCCAUACAUUAUUUAGUUACAACAGCAAAUUACGAUGAAGGAGAUAUUGUUAUGCGUAUACUCAGGUAA
Rotaria sp. Silwood2 is the source of this 7560-nucleotide messenger RNA. The record is from the annotation of a GenBank genome assembly. NCBI's taxonomy places the organism in Eukaryota, Metazoa, Rotifera, Eurotatoria, Philodinida, Philodinidae.